AUGGACGAGGAGGCGUUGCGUGCGAUGCUGCCGAUGGGCUUCGGCAAGCAGGCGCCACGCAAAGGCAAGGCGUCCAUCGAAAUUGCGCCGGAACCUCAAGAGGAAUACGAUAGUGCAGAAGAAAGCGACGGGCCUGGCGCGUUUCCGCAGGUGCCGUCGACGCGCCCCGCACCCCAAGCUGCGCCUGUGCCGGAGCUGGAGCCUGAGGCGGAGCCUACGCCCGCGCCCGCACCUGUGCACGAGCUGUCGGACGAGGAGCAAGAGGCGACACGCAAGCGUGCGCGCCACGACCCUGCAGAGCUCGGCGUGGGACGUACGCUCGAGUACGCCGGCCUUCCGUUGGAGCACAAUGUCUCCCUAAAGGAUCAUACCAAGACCAUCUCUGCGUUGGCCGUCGAUCCCUCUGGCACGCGUGUCGCCACCGGCUCGCACGACUACGAGGUCAAGCUCUGGGACUUUGGCGGUAUGACGCAGUCCUUCCGCCCAUUCCGCACCUGGGAGCCUGCGGAGAAUUAUCCGGUGGUCCAGCUCGAUUUUUCGCCAAUCUCGCGCAACCUGCUCUGUGUGAAUGCGACGACACAGCCCCGUGUAUACGACUACCAAGGCGACGAGCUCGCCGUGUACCGCAAAGGCGACGUCUUUAUGCGCGACAUGAAACACACCACCGGGCACGUCACUGAGGCGACGUGUGGCGCGUGGCACCCUACCGAUACCAAUACCUUUAUGACCGGCGGAUCUGACAGCACGAUCCGUGUCUGGGACAUUGACUUUUUGGCGAGUCAAAAGAUUGUGAUUGUGGUGCGGUCCAAAGAGCGCGGUACCAAGACCAAAGUGACGGCCGCCACUUACACGCCCGAUGCGCGUGCGAUUGUGGCUGCGUGCCAGGACGGUGCGCUGCACAUGUGGUCGACGAGUGGGAGCUAUGCGCGCCCGUCUGCAACGGUCGAGCGUGCGCAUGCGAACCACGCUGGCGCGUCGGGUCUCGCGGUGGCGUCGGACAGUGUCACGGUCGCAUCGCGUGGCAUGGAUGAUACUGUGAAGUUGUGGGACCUGCGCAGCCUCAAGCGCCCAGUCGCGGUGCAGGAGAAUGUGCCGUGCAGCAGCGAGCACUGCGAGGUGGUCUUUUCGCCGAACAAUGAGCACGUCGUCACCGGCACCGCCGCGAUUCCCCGGCAGGCCAAGGCGACCGCAACGCCGGACGACCCGGCCGACCUGCUGAGCGAGUGGGGCCAGCUGGCGGUGUUCUCGGGCAAGGAUCUCGCCCAGGAGCUCGUGCAUCCCGUGGACCGCUCGAGCGUGACGCGCCUCUGCUGGCAGCCGCGCAUCAACCAAGUCCUUGCCGCGACGCGUGCUGGCGCCGUGCAUGUAUACUAUGACGAUGAGGCGUCGCAGCUCGGCGCCAAGCUCGGUGUGAAGCGUCGCGACAAGGUCCGUGCGAAUCCGUUCGGCAUCGAGCAGCUGGCCAACGGCCACGCGCCCGAUGUGCCCAUCUUUAUGCCCGACGACGAGGACGCGGUAUUCGAGACGGACGAGCAGCGUAUCCACAAGCUGCGCCGCGACCCCGUCAAGACCAAGCUGCCGCAGAUGCCGGUGCGUGGCCAGGGCCGUGGCGGACGUAUCGGUACCUCGGAGACGACGCAUCUCAUCAAGGACAUGUACCUCGACCAGGCACAGCUGCGUAUGCAGGACCCCCGCGAGGCGCUGCUCAAGUAUGCCGACAAGGCCGAAAAAGACCCGCGCUGGACCUCGAUCUACGCCAAGACGCAGCCCAAGACCAUCUAUUCCAAAGAGACGGGCGACGAGGAGUAG
Messenger RNA from Malassezia japonica, 1809 nucleotides. RefSeq lists its product as uncharacterized. The record is from RefSeq and is a predicted model, not a curated record. Gene Ontology annotation, molecular function: protein binding. Gene Ontology annotation, cellular component: nucleus; site of double-strand break. The transcript has a single exon. Bases 1 to 1809 code for a protein of 602 amino acids. Lineage: Eukaryota; Fungi; Basidiomycota; Malasseziomycetes; Malasseziales; Malasseziaceae.